Poeciliopsis prolifica (blackstripe livebearer) is the source of this 3475-nucleotide messenger RNA. RefSeq names its product transcriptional repressor CTCF-like. Lineage: Eukaryota; Metazoa; Chordata; Actinopteri; Cyprinodontiformes; Poeciliidae. The transcript is spliced from 13 exons. Gene Ontology annotation, molecular function: DNA-binding transcription factor activity, RNA polymerase II-specific; RNA polymerase II transcription regulatory region sequence-specific DNA binding. Gene Ontology annotation, cellular component: nucleus. Gene Ontology annotation, biological process: regulation of transcription by RNA polymerase II. The coding region runs from base 168 to 2429 and encodes 753 amino acids. The record is from RefSeq and is a predicted model, not a curated record.
UUUUGUGUUAGGCCUACUCCUCCAAAGCGGGAGAAAAUUAAGAGCUCGGCGCAGAGCACACGCCACCGUCUACUGCAGGAUUGAGAGGCGCAAUCACCGGCACUGAGGUUCGAAGUGACUACAACGGGGAAAAGAACCAGCCAGUAAGCGUUGGUUAGCCCAUUGCCAUGGAGGGCGAGGUCGUUUCCAUGGAAUCGGCUCAGGCCGCUGCCCUGGCCGCUGACGGAAAGGUCCUAGCGGAGGGCGGAGAAGCUCUGAUACAAGCGGCGCAGGGAGAAGUGGCCGGUGACAUGAACAUGAUGGUUAUGGACGCGCUGGAUCCCACUCUGCUACAGAUGAAAACAGAAGUGUUGGAGGGAGGCGGCACGGUGACGGUUACCGGGGGAGACGAGGGUCAGAUCAUCACACUUCAGGUGGUGAAUAUGGAGGAGCAGGCCGGUGCCGCGUUGGGUCUCGGUCAGCUUCAGCUGGUGCAGGUCCCGGUCACAACAACAACUGUAGAGGGGCUCCAGGCCACUUUUGUUGAGGCAUCAGGAGCUAACAAGGAUGCAGAACCGGUUAUCUGCCACACUCUUCCUUUGCCUGAGGGCUUCCAGGUUGUAAAAGUGGGAGCAAAUGGUGAAGUGGAGACUGUAGAGCAGGAAGAGCUCCAAGCAGCCCACGAUGAGCUCCAAGCAACACAGGAGGAGGAAGAGGAAGAUGACGAAGUGGUUGAACCUGAAGCUGCUGCUCCUCAGCAAGAAGACCCAGAAUGGUCAAAGGAUCCAGAUUACCAGCCCAUCGCUGCUGUCCGCAAAGGGAAAAAGGGCAAAAAGAGCCGACUUCGCUAUGCAGAGGGAGAUCGGGACAUGGAUGUUUCUGUGUACGACUUUGAGGAAGAACAGCAGGAGGGGCUCCUGUCAGAGGUCAAUGCUGAGAAGGUUGUCGGCAAUAUGAAGCCUCCAAAGCCCACCAAGAUCAAGAAAAAAGGUGUGAAGAAAACUUUCCAGUGUGAGCUCUGUAGCUACACCUGUCCAAGACGUUCUAAUCUGGACAGACACAUGAAGAGCCACACUGACGAGCGGCCGCACAAAUGUCACCUGUGUGGCAGAGCCUUCAGAACAGUCACGCUGCUGAGGAACCACCUGAACACACACACAGGCACCCGGCCACACAAAUGCACAGAUUGUGACAUGGCGUUUGUGACCAGUGGAGAGUUGGUGCGCCAUCGUCGCUACAAACACACACAUGAGAAACCCUUCAAGUGUUCAAUGUGCGACUACUCCAGUGUGGAGGUGAGCAAGUUGAAACGGCACAUCCGCUCUCAUACUGGGGAGCGGCCGUUCCAGUGCAGCCUUUGCAGCUACGCCAGCAGAGACACCUACAAGCUGAAAAGACACAUGAGGACACAUUCAGGGGAGAAGCCCUACGAGUGUUACAUCUGCCAUGCCCGUUUCACACAGAGCGGCACCAUGAAGAUGCACAUUCUGCAGAAACACACAGAAAAUGUGGCCAAGUUCCACUGCCCCCACUGCGAUACGGUGAUCGCUCGCAAGAGUGAUCUAGGUGUUCACUUGCGGAAGCAGCACUCGUUUAUCGAGACGGGGAAGAAAUGUCGUUACUGCGAUGCUGUGUUUCACGAGCGCUACGCUCUGAUUCAACACCAGAAGACUCACAAGAACGAGAAACGUUUCAAGUGCGACCAGUGUGAUUACUGCUGUAGACAGGAGCGUCACAUGAUUAUGCACAAGCGUACACACACAGGGGAGAAGCCAUUUGCCUGUAGCCAGUGUGAGAAGACUUUCCGUCAGAAGCAACUUCUGGAUAUGCACUUCAAGCGUUACCAUGAUCCAAACUUUGUUCCCACUGCCUUCGUCUGCAGCAAGUGUAGCAAGACCUUCACUCGCAGGAACACAAUGCUGCGUCAUGCGGAGAACUGCAUGGGUGAAGCUGGUGGAGACGAAAACGGAGACCCAUCUCCCAAGAAGGGACGGCGUGGCAGAAAAAGGAAGAUGCAAAGCAGAAGGGACGAUGAUGAUGACGACGACGAUAACACUGAAGGAGAACUGGAUGAAGUAGAAGACGAGGAAGAUGACAUGCUAAAUGAAAUCGAAGUGGAACAAGCCGAACCAGUUGUCCCAAUUCCUGCACCAGUCGAACCCCCGGUGAAGAGGAAACGCGGACGCCCCCCGAAGAACAAGCCUGACCCUGCUGCCAUCAUCCGUGUGGAGGAUGAGGUCACAGGAGAGGUGGAUGACAUCAUCGUAAAGAAGGAGGUCGGCGCGGAGCAGGAAGAGGGCGCCAUGGAGGAGGUGGUGGUUGGCGGCGUCAAGUCGACCAUUCAUUUGGAGGAGCUGUCUCAGGUAGAAGGAGCGGAGGUGCAGAUGAGCGAGGCCCCGCCCAACGGAGACCUGACCCCCGAGAUGAUCCUCAGCAUGAUGGACCGAUGAUUUAUGUGAAGGUGGAAUCCGUAAAAAAAAAAAAAAACACCCAGCAGAUCUUUGGUUAAAUCUUUAUUUUGAUUCUUGGCAUUUAGGAUAACAAAACCUUGCACCAUGCACAGAAAACAUCACUGUUGUAAUUUAAAAAUGUACUUUUUAAUAAUGUGUCGAUAAAGACUUGGGACAAGUGGGGGAGAAAAUGUUAAUAAGGAUUUAUCAAACCAAAAACAAAUUUUAGUACAUUUUAGUUUGAGGUGGCUGUAGUUUGUUGCAGUUUAUCUAUGGGUGAUUUGGUUUACAAAAAUAGUGUGUUAAUCCAUAUUAAUUGUCUUCAAAAAUAUCUGGAUGAGCUUUUUAACCUUUUGUAGGACAUUUCUUGCCAUUUUAGGCUGAUAUGGAGUGUGUAAAUAGAACCUGAAUAUUUAAAGCCCAAAUUUAAAAAUGUAAUUGUACGAACAAACGACUGACUCCAAUUACGGCCACUUCAAAUUACAAACCAUGGAGUAUCUUGAAUUUUUUUUUUCUUCCUAUGUGGUUAGUACAAUUUCUUUUUUUCUUAAAUCAUAUUCUAGUUUUUAAAAGCUUAAUAGACUGCUUAUCUCAUGCUCCUUUCCUGCUACUGUAAUACCUGUAGAAAAUGUGUAUGUACUAAACAUUGUCACAGAUGAGUGCAAAGAUAAAAACAACAAAAAAAACUAAAUAGUUUUGCUCUCAUGUGUAGUCAUUCCACAUUAGGUUAAUGUUUUUCUUUUUGUACUAUUGGCAAAGCUACAUAGCAGCUUGAAUGACCUUUUAAUAACUGGCAGUUGAGAACAGAUGUAUGACUGUACAACCAAUAAAAGUAGUCAUGGGACUGAUUGUUAAGUUUCUGCAGUUGUAAUGAUCUAUAUUUUUAAAGGAACUGGUUUGGCUCUGCUGAUAUGUUAGUACAGUUGCAGCAAGAAUUCACUUGACACAUUUUGUUAAAUUGGCUGGCUGGGGGAGAAAAAGCAACAAAAUGAAAAAUGUCAACAUAUUUUGCUUGCAAAUAUAUUUUAUUAAAUUGGAAAGCCUGA